Molecule: messenger RNA, 1362 nt
Organism: Penicillium samsonianum
Lineage: Eukaryota; Fungi; Ascomycota; Eurotiomycetes; Eurotiales; Aspergillaceae
Product: FAD-dependent oxidoreductase
Exons: 4
Coding region: 1-1362 (453 amino acids)
Biological process (GO): secondary metabolite biosynthetic process
Molecular function (GO): FAD binding; monooxygenase activity
Source: RefSeq, a predicted model, not a curated record
AUGAAGCGAGAACAAGACACCGGAAUCUCCAUUCUUGUUGUUGGAGGUGGCAUUGCGGGUUUAACCUUUGCUAUUGAGGCUCAUCGGAAGGGCCACAGUGUCCGGAUAAUCGAACGGCGACCCCGCGGAGAGACUUUUGGCGAAAUGAUCGUGAUCACGACUCCAGCUCUCCAUACCCCAAAGAAAUGGCCGGGCUUUAUGGAGCGGGUGAGGCAAGAGUCCGUUGCUCCAGUGAUCAAUAUGAAGAAAUUCGACGGCACCCUGAUCGGGACCUUCCCCAUUGGUGACCCGAACAACCCAUCCCUAGCUAUCUACCGUUCAAAGCUGCAUAAUGUUCUCCACGACUAUGUCUCGCAGCUCGGCAUACCGAUCGAAUUCUCCGCGACCGCUUCGGAUUUCUUUGAGGCAGAGGACCAUGGUGGUGUGAUCCUGUCCGACGGCCGCAGGCUCACAGCAGACGUAGUGGUGGCUGCCGAUGGAGUCGGCACCAAAUCUUGGGCAUUGGUUGUCGGCAGUAAAGAUGCCCCCAUUAGCUCGGGAUUCAUCAUGUAUCGAGUCACCUUCCCCGCGGGACCGGCGCUCGAGAACCCAGUUAUCGCGAAGGAGCUUCAAGGAUUCAAGGACCGUGCAUUCCUUCAUGCCGGGCCCGGGGCGCACGUCGUUACUUGCAAGUCGGAAAAUGAGAUUUGUUGGCUGCUCACUCGCAGGGAAGACGGAGGUGAUGACGACGAAGACUGGGCCAAAGCCGCGUCAAUUCAGAAGGCCCUCAAGGCCGUCGAGGGCUGGGAGCCGUUCAUGACCGAGAUCAUUAAUGCGACACCCAAUGGCACCGUUCUUGAAUGGAAGCUGGUUUGGCGUAACCCUCAACCGCGGUGGGCAUCACCUGGCGGGCGCGUUGUCCAGAUAGGCGAUGCCGCACAUCCAUUUUUGCCUACCUCGGCUAGCGGCGGGACUAUGGCCAUGGAGGAUGCGUAUUCCCUGGCCGCCUGCUUACAACUUGCUGGGAAGAACGACGUGCCUGUCGCAACGAAGGUGCAUAACCACUUGAGGUUCGAACGAGUCUCUUGCGCUCAGAAGAUGGGAUUCAAGAACCGCGAGGUAUUCCACAAUACUGAUUGGGAUGCCGUCGCUAAGAAUCCGGAGGUUAUGGGCAAGAUGGUCGGAAACUGGCUGGUGCAUCACGACCCAGAGCAGUACGCGAAUGAGAACUACGGCAAGUGUGCAGAGCACCUCCUCAGGGGUGCACCAUUUGAGAACACAAACUCCGUCCCUGGCUACACGUACAAGCCGUGGACAGUCCAGGAACUCCUAGACGCUUCGGAGAGAGGCGAGGUUCUUCAAGAUGAAGGAGACUGGUCCUAG